AUGACUGUUCAAAUUGGGGAAUUGUCCAAACUCCAAGUGAGCAAAACUCAAGAGCAAAUAAAUUCUGACGCCGAAACAGCAAAGAAACUACAAGACGAAGAAAGGGAAAGGGAACGGUCAAGGAAAGAACUUGAGGAGAAAGAUCAUGAGCUUGCCCCGAAAUGUAAUGAGGAAGAACAGGCAGCUAUACAGGAAUCCAUACUGGCUCAACCCUCACACGCUAUGAAGACAAGAAACAAGAACAAGAGGAAAGCGGUUGCAGAGGAGUCGUUAAAUGCAAUUUUAACAUUUUCAUGUUCUCUAUUAUUAAUUUUAGACCUUACUUUAGCAGUUACAUUUGAUGUAACACAAUUUGGUGCCAAGGGAAAUGGAGAUGUAGAUGAUUCUCAGUUCAAUAUUACAUUAAUGGACAUGAAUUUGAUGAACCCUAAUUUGAAGGCUUUCUUACAAGCAUGGGAUAAAACAUGUGCAAGUAGCAGCAAUGCUACCAUGGUGGUGCCUGAAGGAAAUACAUACUUGUUGAUACCUCUUCAAUUCAAUGAUGCCUGUAAAGGACCAUCUGUUCAAGUUCAGGGAUUAAAGUUUUCAAGCUGCAAAAACCUUGAAUUAAGAGGGUUGACUCAUAUCAACCCUCCAAAGAGACAUAUAAACUUACAUUCAUGCAACCAGGUUACCAUUUCUGGCCAUACAAUAACCGCACCCAAAGACAGCCCUAAUACGGAUGGAAUCGGCAUCUCUUCCUCAACUAACGUUAAUAUCACCAACACUAUUAUUGGCACAGGGGAUGAUUGUGUUGCAAUUUGUUCCGGUAGUUCAAACAUUUUUGUUGAAGGAGUUCAAUGCGGACCUGGGCAUGGCAUAAGUGUGGGUAGCCUCGGUGGAGGCGGGUCUCAAGAUACUGUGGAAGAUGUUCAUAUACUAAAUUGCAAUUUCACUGGAACACAAAAUGGGGCAAGGAUAAAGACAUGGCAGGGUGGAAAAGGAUAUGCAAGAAAUAUUACAUUUGAACACAUCCAGUUCAAUGAUGUUCAGAACUCUAUUAUUAUUGAUCAAAACUAUUGCAAUGGAAAACACGACUGUCCCGCAAAAUCGGGCGCGGUGGAAGUGAGCAAUGUGAAAUAUAUAAAUGUGCAAGGAACGUCUACAAUUAAUCGAGCAAUACUCCUAGAUUGCAGCAAUGAAGUUCCAUGCAAUAAUAUUGUUUUUGACAAUGUAAACAUAACUUCAAGCUCUAUGGGUGACAAUGUUUAUGCGACUUGCAAGAACGCUAACGUGUCUGUCCCUUCCGUAGUGUAUCCAGUUAUAUCAUGCAGUAUUGGUGACAUUUAA
Molecule: messenger RNA, 1329 nt
Organism: Impatiens glandulifera
Lineage: Eukaryota; Viridiplantae; Streptophyta; Magnoliopsida; Ericales; Balsaminaceae
Product: probable polygalacturonase At3g15720
Exons: 8
Coding region: 1-1329 (442 amino acids)
Biological process (GO): carbohydrate metabolic process
Molecular function (GO): polygalacturonase activity
Source: RefSeq, a predicted model, not a curated record